AAUCAAAACUAACAAAAAAAGCUAUUAAAAAACUCCACAUAGCUUAGCUGCAAAGUUGUGUUUUAUUUCUAAUUGCAGCCUCUGUACAAGCACGUUUAUUUCACCAUGACAAACUGUCAUUCACAUGUGGUCAUGGGCUUCUUAAGGCAUGACAUGUAGGCCCCAUGGAGUCUAAUCUCCAUCCCCAUCGCCUCUCGUUUCAUUGAUGUCUGUCUGUUUUUUGUGUGUUUUUUUUAUUUUAUGAAUGAACGGCAUAGGAGGAAAGGGGACGGGAAACUGGACGCUUUGUGAUUGGCUGCCAUCCGUUGACGUCACCUCCGCCGUGACGCGAUGCACCCAUUCAUAAAAAAAAAAAAAGGAAAAAAGAGAAACAAUCCAGAGGAGAAUCACUCGGAGAGGGAGAGAGGGAGAAAGAGAGAGGUGACCGGAGCGGACCGAGACAGAAGAGUAGUGCGGUUACAAUGAGCGGUUAGUGGAGACACGCAAAGCCGCCGCAGGAGCCGAAGUUUGGAGGGCGGUGUGGAGACACGCAGAGGACACUGAAGCCUACACACGCAGCCUGAAACGACCGUGCCAUGGAGGACCUGGGUGAGAUGGACUGCCCGGUGGUGAAGCGCUUCUUAAAGGACGACAGCGGCAAGUUCCUGCUGCUGGACUGCCGCUCCUUCCUCGCCUUUAACGCGGGGCACAUCCGCGGCGCCGUCAACGCCCGCUGCAACACCAUCGUCCGCCGCAGGGCCAAGGGCUCCGUGCUCAGCCUGGACCAGAUACUGGCCGGGGACGAGGAGGUCCGCAGCCGCCUGCGCUCCGGGAUGUACUCCGCCGUGGUGUUGUACGACGAGAGGACGCCGGACGCAGAGAUGGUGAAGGAGGACAGCACACUGAAUGUGGUGUUAAACGCAGUGUGCAGGGACUCCUCUGGCACACAAAUCUACCUGCUCAAAGGUGGAUAUGACAGGUUUUUCUCAGAGUACCCAGAGUUUUGUAUAAAGACCAAACCCUUACCGAGCCUCACCAGCCAGUCCAGCAUCGACUCUGCCUGCUCGUCAUGUGGAACGCCACACCACGACCAGGGCGGCCCAGUCGAGAUCCUCCCGUUCCUCUACCUUGGCAGCGCCCUGCACGCCUCAAAGAAAGAGGUUUUGGACGGCAUAGGAAUCUCCGCCUUGCUGAACGUGUCCGCUGACUGUCCCAACCACUUCGAGGGGGCGUACCAGUACAAAUGUAUUCCUGUGGAGGACAACCAUAAAGAAGACAUCAGCUGCUGGUUCCUGGAGGCUAUUGAGUUCAUAGAUUCAGUACGAGACUCCAGUGGGCGAGUGCUGGUCCACUGUCAAGCAGGCAUCUCCCGCUCCGCCACCAUCUGCCUGGCCUACCUGAUGAAGAGGAAGCGGGUGCGUCUGGACGAAGCCUUCGAGUUUGUGCGCCGGCGUCGCAGCAUCAUCUCCCCCAACUUCAGCUUCAUGGGCCAGCUGCUGCAGUUCGAGUCCCAGCUCCUCGCCACCUCAUGCGCCGCCGAAGCGGCCGCCACAGCGAGCCCGCUGCUCGGACCCAAGUCCUCGGCGACCAGCGUGACGACGGCAGCCACGCCCACAUCGCCGUUCAUUUUCAACUUCCCAGUUUCUGUGGUGAACCCCGCCUACCUGCACCACAGCCCGCUCACGACCUCGCCUGGCUGCUGAUGGACAGCCAAUCACAGCCUUCCCCCCGAAUAACUAACUCAGAACACGCUGGGCUGUCAUUGGCUGGAGGAGCUGUCAGUCUGGCUGACCGCUGCAGUAUGAACAUGCUUCCAGGACGGGGAGAGAGCGUGAGAAGCGACACGGUGCCUGAUUCAGAACUCAAAGACUGGAAAAAAAACUAAAACUUUUUAAAGUUUGAAACCAGCCAACGCUCCUUCCAUUUUAACACAAGAUUUCUUCAAAUUGACCAAAAAUGAACUGGCGUCUCAAGUUUCGGAUGGAGUGUUGGACUGAUGUUUACUCAAGAUACACCCUCUUCCUUGAAAAACAACAACAACAACAACAACAUGCACAGGGGCACACUGACACACAAACAGUGACACAGAGAGGCAAGAGCUGCAAACACUCUCUCUCUGCCUCACACACACACACACACACACACACACACACACAUUCAUGACUACCAACUGAAUAAGCUCAGUAUGAAGUCAGGGGCUGUUGCUAUGGAGACAACAGGUCUUUAGGAGAGGAGAUGGACACAGGAAGGAAGGAGGAAUUUUAAGCACCCGCUCUUUCCCCUUUGGGUGUCCCUCCUGUUGCCAGACAAAAGAGAUGGAUGGAAAAAAGAGGGGAGGAGACGGUGAUAGAAAGCAGGAGCCUCUUCCGUGACAGGUGCUCUGACCGGAGCUUCCUGUCUUUCAUACGUCCUCUUCCUCUAUCUGUCUCUCCCCCACACCUUCCUCUCCUCUCAUCUCCUUUUCAUCCUUUUAUAUUCCCUCCCUCCUCCUCCUUCUCCUCCUCCUCCUCUCAUCUCUGCCUCUCAUCUUCACCCCGUCCACCCCCUCUCCUCUGCUCCUCAUCUCCUAACUGAAGAGGCUAAAUAAAUAAAAUAAGAUGCCAAAUGAAGGCCAGGGCCCUUGUAAAUGGACUGGGGAAACCCCGCAGCAGGCCCCCUGAUACACACUGUAGGAAACCCCUUCUGCUACAUCACAAAAAAAUAGUUUUGGACGAAAGGGCUGAAAGAAAAAAGCUGUAGGAGACUGACGUCGUCACAAGAAUUUGUUUUUGCUCGUUUUUUUCUCUUAGAUCAGAGGGCAUAUUUCAGAGCACGGUGGCUCUGAAAGACAGCCACUUAAAGGACCAUUCUAAUGGUUUUGUAUGUUUUAUUUUAAAUGUAUUAUUAUAAAUUAUUCUUUACUGGUAACCAUUUUCCAAAACAUGCUCCAAAACAGCUUUUAAGACUAAAUUUUCAGAUUUUUUUCCUGCAACUUUCAUUACAAAUGAACUGAAAACAUUGGCCCCUAUAGGAGGCUUUAGAAAAUGUACAACACCAGCAAAUGGUCCUUUAAGAUGUUUGUGCCUUGUCCAUAAAGGUAUCCCAUGGAUUUUGGUGUGCUGCUAGAAAGCCGAUUGCUGAAUGUUAGUCAGACUUUCAAAAAAAAAAAAAAAAAAGCAUCAGUAUUUCAGCAGUGCAGUACAAACUCUCACGGUGUCUCUCUCCAUCUCUCACACUCACAAACACAUGAUAUACUGUAUAUGAGUAAGUCCAUAUUUGGCAUUAUACUGACAGUGAAUUUGACCUUUUUGAAAUAGCAGUUUCUCAGGCUGACAAAACAUGGAUUCCCCAAGCUACAAAGACAAAUUUCCACCUAAACAUUAAAUUCAAGCAAGCUUGACAAAUUUUUGGGGCAAUAUUUUUCUCACGUAUAUCCCCAAAGACAGGACAUUCAAACAUGGGUGUUUUACACUUUGCUUAGGCUUGGGCCACUCUGAAAAUGUUCCAGCCGGUUUGAAAUUAGGCCAACCAUCAGACUAGACUAUUUUACCACUAGGUGUCGCUCCCAGGUGGAACAUAAUGAGACUGAGAGAGACCAUGUCGUCCUCUCAGACGGAUUUUAAAAAAUGUCCAUAAAUGAGCCGUCAAAUAUACAUGUGGUGGCGGUUACUAUACCGUAAAGUCUACGUGUUGGAAUCACUGUUACUAAUGCAAUACAAUUUUGAUUUAGUACCAUUUCUGCCAUCAGCACGUAGCUGCUGAUUAAGGCUACUUUUUAAUGUGAUGGAACAUGUCGUAAUGAAAAAUGAACGUUCAGCCAGUUUGUGUAAAAUCAAACCGGAUAAGCUUGCACAACUCUACUGCUUACCAAACAUCAGGGACUCUCAUUGUUGUUCCUUGUGAGGGGAAUCCAGGUUCAAAUAAACACAAUCAAUUAUUGAUUUCACUUUUUAAAAAGGAAUGAUGGGAAAAGAGAGGAUAGCUUUGAGCUUGAGACCAUAAUCCAAUAACAGGAAGCUGUCCUUAUUAUUCAGUUGAUUCUCUUUUUUCCAUAUGUCCUUUAGCUCUCUGUGGCACAUUGAAGUCAUGCAAUACUGUACUUACAAUCCACUCCAGGAAAACAACAAAAGCAGUUUUUUUAGGUUGUUAAACCCAAACAUCAUGUCUAAUUUUCAUAAUGUCACAAUUUCAGAUAAUGUUUGUAUUGCUUCUGCUUUUGACCAGGUUAAGCUUUCUGUGCUAGACAUCCAAAGGCACAAAGUCCAACCAUGGUUGCUUUUAUACCCGGGUCCUGAUGUACGCACGACAGAUACACAAGCACACACACAUAUACACACAGGGUUUCAAAGAAAACAAACCUUUUCUGUUUUUGAAGAUUGUCGGCACCUAUCUCUGUAGCACUUUGAAGUGAUGCAAUACUGUAUUUAUAAUUUAUGAUUGAUUUGCACAUCAUGGUGAUGGUAGACUGACUAGACUUUGCAUAAAGACAUUUUGUCCAUGUAAGGAGAGACCGAGACAGAGAGAAAAGAGAGUCAAUCAGUGAAAAACGCAAUACUUUGUACACAUCUGUGUGGUAAUUGUCUGUCUGUCUGUCGGCCUGUCUGCCUCUCUGUGUUAGUCCAUCUGUCUAGACUGUCUCUCUGUCUGGUCAAUGCUGUUUACCCACCAUGGCAAUAUCAAUCCUCCACUUGGACAUUUAUAUAAAAGAAAAAAAAACAACUUUCCCUCAAUUUUAUUGUGGAAUGAAUGAUCUGUGCAUUUAUUUAUUACUGAAGAUCCACUGUUGAAUAAACAAUGUUCUUAAUUAA
Messenger RNA from Centropristis striata (black sea bass), 4766 nucleotides. It is a transcript of the gene dusp4, whose product is annotated as dual specificity phosphatase 4. The record is from RefSeq and is a predicted model, not a curated record. Lineage: Eukaryota; Metazoa; Chordata; Actinopteri; Perciformes; Serranidae. Gene Ontology annotation, cellular component: cytoplasm; nucleus. The transcript has 4 exons. Bases 576 to 1682 code for a protein of 368 amino acids. Gene Ontology annotation, molecular function: protein tyrosine/threonine phosphatase activity; MAP kinase tyrosine/serine/threonine phosphatase activity. Gene Ontology annotation, biological process: negative regulation of MAPK cascade; protein dephosphorylation; endoderm formation.